Mizuhopecten yessoensis (Yesso scallop) is the source of this 6331-nucleotide messenger RNA. RefSeq lists its product as uncharacterized. Gene Ontology annotation, biological process: regulation of transcription by RNA polymerase II. The coding region runs from base 249 to 4865 and encodes 1538 amino acids. The record is from RefSeq and is a predicted model, not a curated record. Gene Ontology annotation, molecular function: DNA-binding transcription factor activity, RNA polymerase II-specific; RNA polymerase II transcription regulatory region sequence-specific DNA binding. The transcript has 8 exons. NCBI's taxonomy places the organism in Eukaryota, Metazoa, Mollusca, Bivalvia, Pectinida, Pectinidae. Gene Ontology annotation, cellular component: nucleus.
UGGAUGCAUAUUAAAGCGAACGAGAGAGUUUCAGUUAUCAUUUUGGUCACGAAUAGAAUAUUUAUUUCUGUCCUGUCGAUAUUUGUUGACAUCAACAGAUCAAUUUUUUUCACUCCUUCCGUUGAUGAUUCGCUGUUGUCUGUUGAUAUGAUCUGAAUGAAAAGUGGUGUCCAUUUUAUAUUUAAGAUAAGUGAAUUUACCAGAGCUGGCCGCUGUAUUCCGACGUGGAACUGGGUUUGUAAUACAAGAUGCCUGCAACAAGAAACCAGUCUCCACAAGUUACAGGGAGAUUGACUCGAAAUACGUCUCCACGACAAUCAGACCCAAGUCGCCCAGAUGCUAGGACUAGACAGGCUUCACCACGGGGGGCUGGGAAAACAGAAAUCAAGAUACUAUCUCCACGAAGCCAAGGGAAGGAAAAGUCCUCUGGGACCCAAUCAAGAUUAUUGCCAAGAAAAGUAGGAAACUCUGGAGAGGAGAGAAAUGUAAAAUUGUCAAAUGAAAAAUCUGCAACGAAUCCCGAUGAGGCAAGUAAAGUACCACUGACUAGUCAAAUCAAACAAAACAAAAAAAGUUUGGAGAAUGACACAGUUCAAAAUCCUAGCAGAUUAUCAAGAAUUCAAGCUUCACAGGAACCAAUCAAGAAUAAAGACCAAGAAAAAGAGGAAACACAAUUAGAGGGCAGGACUGCAAGACGAUUAACAAGGAAGUGUAUAGAUACUCCAGAAUUGCCUGUAUCAGGUGCAAAGUCAAAAUUUGUUGAGCGCACAGCAAACAGAAGGUCAUUUAGAGGAGAAAAAGAGGCAGAUAGCCAACCUGAAGUUCAGUCUGUGAAGGAAGUACUUAGCAGUUCAGCCAGUAAGGAACUAGUCUCUGAGGGAAUAGAUGGGAAAGCAACCAGAGAAGAUGGUGAGUCUGAAAGUCAACAGAGGAAUAAUGACUCUGACUACAACACAAAAAGCAACACACCCAGCGGGACUAAAGAUGCUCAAAAGAAAAAUACAUUGACUCGGGAUAAGGCUUCAGAGGGAAAAAAUGCAAGCUUGAGCGAAGUAACGAAAGCUUCAGAAAAGUCACAGAUGCCUGGAUCAGAUGAAAGUGGAGAAGAGAAUGUUGCCAAGAGAAGAGGAAAGAAGAGAAGUAAUGAUGAUGACAGUGCAAACAAGGAGGAGACAAAGAGGAAAAAGGUAGAUGAUAAAGAUACAGAGUCUGAAGGAAAGAAAGGCCCAGGAUUGGGAAAAAGUACAGCCACAUCAGCAGUCUCUAGUGAUGAUACAUUUUCACCUAGGAGGAGUGGCAGAGGUGUGGUUCCCAAUCGGCGUUUCAAAGACAUGGAGAUGAACUUCAGUCUUACAAGCAAACGACGUCAAAGUGCUGAUGAUGGUGAGAAAUCAAAAACAACUUCCUCAGUAAAGAAAAAGACUGAUAAGUCUAAAGCCAAGGAAAAUGACAUCAAAUCAGAACCUGUGGCAUUACCCAAGUACGAAGAUGAUGAUCACAUUGACCAGCCCAAAAUGAAAGAUGAUAUAAACCCGUGUGUCCUAGAGGAAAAGACUGACCACCAGGACGUUGUGAUGGAGACGGUGGAGGAACACACUAAUUGGAUUGGCGAGGAAGUAGUCGCUGCAAGCAGAGAACUAGUCAUAGAGCCUAUGGAGGAAGAUACAACCACAGCAACUGUAAUAGUUGAAUCAGCAAGGAAUGAACCAGAUACCACAGAGAAUGCUGUCUCCGAGGAACAAAACACAGCUGCCCUGGAAAGUUCCGAAGAGUUUGUCAGUGAAGAAAACUUGGAGGAUAUUGCCCAGCAAACGAUGCAUCUGCUUAUGAGAGAAAAUGGUUUAGGUAGAUCUGGAGAAAAUUUUGUGGUAACUGUUUCAUCUGAAGAGAUCAACAAAUCCAAGUUAACUACAGCUAGUGAAAUAAGUGGAGAAGUAGAUCAGGUUAAGGAUUCAAAUGUUUUAGAGGUUACAAUGGAGACUGAAAACAAGGAAACAGUAGAAAGUAGUAGUAAAGAGACUGAUGCUGAGGAUGAAACUAAUAAAGAAACAUCAGUUGAAACAGAGCAAAAUCAAGAAAAGGACAAAAAUACAACUUCUGGUGAUACAGAAACGGAAAUUGUCCAUUGUGCUGAGACGGUUAAGAAUCUUGAAGGUUACAAAGUGAUACGUUUAGAAGACAUGGUCCAGGAUUUAGGUGGAAACACUAAAGCAUCAGAACUUACAGCAAGGGCGGUUACCAACAUCGAGAAGGAUGUUGACGAAGAAAUUAUUCGUAAGAUUUUGUUAUCCAACAAAACUUUCAAAGAUACUGACGAAAUAGAAAUUCAGUUCAUAGGGGGUGAUGAUUCUUCAGGUGAAAUUAAUGAGGCAAACAUAUUGUCGGAGAAGAUUGUUGCUAUGAAAAAUAUAACUAAGAGUAACAUGUCAACUACCUCAACACAGACACCGAUUAUUUCAAGUCGAAUAGCCAACCUCCCGGGAAAAGGGAAAAAGACGUCACCAGUACAGCCGCCCCGAAUCAAGACAAUACGGGUCAAUAUACAGCGCCCUGAUGGAAGAGAGGAGACAAAAGAGGUGGACAGUGAGGAAGGAAAACCACAGGAGUUUGUGAUCGUCCACCUCCCUGAAGGCACCAAGGUCACAAGGCCACAGGUCAAGGAUGACAAGAAUGAGGAGACUGUGCCAUUUGACCAGACAGGUGACGGCACGUUUAUCUGCGGCGUCUGCGACUAUACCACACCGAAAAAGGCCAACUGGUACAAACACAAGAAAAAGCAUAUGACUCAGAAACCCCACUGCUGUAUGAAGUGUGGCUAUCAAGCAGCCACCAGUAGCAACCUGAAGAGACAUCUGGCCAUUCAUGAUGACAUUCGUGACUUUCAGUGUGAAUUCUGUUUCAUGACGUUUAGACAGAAGAUUCACCUGGAGAGGCAUGUCAAAUACAGACACGAGGUGAAGAAGGUGAAGUGCCCUCUGUGUGACUAUGUGUGUGCCAAUGAAAACCCUGACCUGAAGGUUCAUAUCAAACGGCGACAUCUUCCUCAGGACUCCAACGAUGGCUCGGUCCGCGCUUUUGCAUGUGAUGAGUGUGGCGCGGUGGCCAUCAACAGAAAGGACCUGAAACAGCACAUGAAGUUCCACAGGAAGGGGCCUGAGCUGAAGCUGUACUGUGAACACUGUAGUUUUGUGACAGACUGUGAAAGUCGUCUGAGGCGACACAUGUUUAUACACACCAAUGAAAAACCAUUCCAGUGUGGCCUAUGUGAGUACCGGGGUACACAGAAAGAGCAUGUUCUCCGUCACAUGAAGUCGCAGCAUAAUAUUGACAUUCAGAAAAAGGGGCGCAGCUCUGACGAGGCAUCAGUUGAUGGUUCAACCGACUCCAGAGAUCUCCUUUUGGACAAGAAACCGUACAAGACUGACUACAGCAGCCAGGAAAAGAUUUUUGCUUGUAACCAUUGUUCAAUGAAAUUUGCAAAACUUUUAAAUUUGUAUAAACAUUUACAUGCUCAGCACAAAACCAUACUGCCUGACCAGGGGGAAGAUGAGUAUCUCUGUGUGGUUUGUGACUUCAGGACAGGCAGUAAAAAGAACUUGUUAGUUCAUAUGCGGAAACAUAAUGUUCAGGAUCAGACACCUCCGUCACAUGUCUACUCCUGUGUGUUGUGCAGGUACAUGAACCCAAAACGCAGAAAUCUUUUCCAACACAUGAAAAAGAAGCACAAUAUAGAGAUUGUGAUGCGGGACGAUGGUUCUACAAGCUGUUUCCUCACAGACAGCAGUUCCAAUGUGGCAGGUAAAGAUGAUAGUCUCCAAAACAUCCUGACUGUUGGUGAUAUUGUCACGACGACAACGGAUGACUCGCAGCUACAGAUUGUGAUGGAUGCAUGUGAAAAGAGUGCUGUUCAGGUGCAGAAUGUGAUCAAUUUAGAGGACAUUGCUAACUGUGUGUCUAACCCCCACUCCAACAGCAACAACAUUAUCAUUCUAGAGCAAGGACAGUCUAACACCUUUGUUCAGCAUGAGGCAGCAGAAGCCAUUGAGGGACUGCAAGCCCUUGCGGAACAGCCCGGCAUCCUAGAGAGCCAGGAAAUCAUUGCAGACCCAGACGCUCAGACAGUGACAGUAGAAGAGGUCCAGACCUCUAAAGGCCUUGCAGAAAACAUGGAAACAGAAAUUGUUACCAUGGAAACUGAGAUAUUAAAGUCGUUUCAGCAAGAGAGUGGGUCCGACAUUAAAAAAGAAAAAGAAUCUGACAUCCAGUUAUCGGAGGAUCAGAUUAUGAACUUGUCCUCUGGAGAUUACGUUGAGAUUAAUGGUGAGAUGUACAAGGUGGAGAUUUCUGCAGAGGAUGGAAAUGCCGGGGAGCUGGAGAACAGGGAAACGGAGGAGGAGGAGGAGGAGGAGGAGGAGGAGGAAUUCACCUCGGAACUUGUCGAGGCAUCAGAAGAGCAGCAGGUUACAGUGUCAGAUGAAAAUGCAUUCCAGGAGUUUGUGCAGAUGAUGACCGAGUGUACAGAGGACACUAGUACAACCCCUAUUGCCAGUCAUACUGCCAGCAGUAGUAGUGAGGUGUUGACAGACAGUCAAGCUGGGGGCACAGCUAUACAGAUAAUUCCAACAGAUUCCAGUACUGCUAGUGAUCAUGCGGGUGGCUCUCACAUAAUUAACUCUGAUCAGGACGUCGACAGUUUGACAGUUCUCGCAGAAAUAACAAAUGCAGCUUCGGAGGUUGAAACAGAGUUCAUAACGAUACAAGGUACUGGGGUUACGGACCAUACUGAACCCUCCAAUGUGAUGACUGUGGUGAACGCAGCUACAAGUGCGGACGAAGGUUCAGUUAGUGUAGUGGACGGUCAAUAAACUGGCUAUGGAAAUCUAUCAUAUGAUUCUUCAGAUCAUCAUUUAAUGGAACCUUAUUUGUUUGAAUAUUUCAGUUUACAAAAUACAGGAUAGCACAUUUUCAGAAUUAUUAAAAAAUAAGAUUGGUCUCUAAAAGUUGUUCAAUCCCAAAUAUAAGCAGUGCAUUUUAACAUGCGUUUUGCUGAUUGUGAUCUGAUGUCCAGAUGAGGUUCUAUUGGAAAAAGAUAGGAUAUUAUAUAUUUGUAGAUGUAUACAAUGACCAGUACAUAAGGUAUUUGUAUACUAUUCAGGAUGGUGCAAUUAAAAUUUUAAGACAUUUGCUAUCGGUACAAAAAGAAGCCUAAAAAUAAUGCAAAUAGUGUGAAAAACAACUUUAAAGAUUUAAUUCAUUACCAUUGCAUUGCUAUAUUGAUGUCCGAUGACCCUAUUUUUCUAGUCACAUGACGUUGAAAAGACGAUUGAAUUUGUACAAUCUGAAUAUCACAUAGAUAUAUAUUGUAUAAUAUUAUGCAUCUGAUGAUUUGGAAAAUAUCUCUUUUCUGGAUGCAUGCUAAUAUGUACAGGACCUUGUAUAUACUUUUCAAUUAUAAUCUUACUUCAGGAAUUUAUGGAAAUGUGUACUGGGUUCGGUACAAUUACCUCUGUGUUAACUCAUUCACCCCCUGAAGACACAUUUGAACCCUUCCAAUUCAAAGGUUGGAAUAGUUCAUUAUGAAACUUCAGGGGGGUCAAUGAAUUAAUCCUUUAUUUUUGUUACACAUUGUAUUGUCAUUCUGAUAAUUGGUGUUUAAAGGGAAUAAAAAGAUAUUGCUUGCAUGUACAGUAUUUGUAAUAAAAAAAUAGCUAACAAUCAGAGUACAUGUACAUGUGUGAGUAUAAUCAUACCUGCUAAUUAAAUUAUGUUAAAUUAUAGAGAGUUAAGACGGUUAAGUUAUGAUUGUAGGUGAAUAAGUAAAAUACUCUUGUUUUUAAAUACAUUGUUAUCAGUGAAUUUAGCAAAAAACUGUUUCAGAUUAAGGGAAAUUUUACAUGCCCAUCAAAACUAUUUGAAGAGACUUAUUAUGACCUUAAUUUCUGCAAGAUAGUCUAAGAAUUUCUGAAAUAUAAUUCCAAUUCCAAAGAUGAAAUAAUGGUAAGCAUAAUCAAUUGGUAGCAUAAGUGCGGUCUGAACGGUCAACAAAGACGGAGGCUGAGAACUGUAUUGGUUAACAGUUUUUGCUCAAUAACUUCAUCUGAUAUGACUGGAUUCUCAUGAAUAUUUUUUCCUAUAAAAAGACAAGGGCUUUGUUCGAAUUUGAACAAAUAUGUCUUUAAUAGUUAUCUUUCCUAUAGUCCUGCGUUGAAAACAUUUGUUGCCUUUGUAUACUUUUCUUUCGCGCAAUUUUUCCAGAGAAUAACAUUUUUUUGAACAACCUUGUUACUUUUACAUUAACACAUUGUUGAAGUGAUUAAAAUGUGAAAGAGAU